This is a messenger RNA of Oryza brachyantha (malo sina), 558 nucleotides long. RefSeq names its product protein FLOWERING LOCUS T-like. The record is from RefSeq and is a predicted model, not a curated record. Lineage: Eukaryota; Viridiplantae; Streptophyta; Magnoliopsida; Poales; Poaceae. The transcript has 4 exons. The coding region runs from base 1 to 558 and encodes 185 amino acids.
AUGUCGGCGAACAGCCUGGUGCUGGGGCGGGUGAUCGGCGACGUGGUGGACCCGUUCUCGCCGGCGGUGACGCUCCGCGUCUCGUACAACGGCGUGCGGGUCGUCAACGGCGAAGACCUCAGGCCGUCGGCGGUGGCGGCGAGGCCCCGCGUCGAGGUCGGAUCAGGAGACGACAUCCGCGACUACUCCUACACGCUCGUUAUGGUGGAUCCAGAUGCUCCAAACCCAAGCAAUCCCACGUUGAGAGAGUACUUACACUGGCUGGUUACAGAUAUUCCUGGUGCAACUGAUGCAAACUAUGGGCGAGAGGUGGUGUGCUACGAGAGCCCCCGGCCGGCGGCGGGGAUCCACCGGGUGGCGGUGGUGCUGUUCCGGCAGAUGGCGCACGGCACCGUGGGGCAGCCGCCGCUGCUCCGCCACAACUUCUCCACCCGCAGCUUCGCCGACGACCACGGCCUCGGCGCGCCCGCCGCCGCCGCCUUCUUCACCUGCCAGCCCGAGGGCGGCACCGGCGGCCGCCGCUUCACCCCGUUACGGUCACCGCCGGCCGGUCAAUGA